Messenger RNA from Guyanagaster necrorhizus, 1928 nucleotides. RefSeq lists its product as uncharacterized. Gene Ontology annotation, molecular function: translation elongation factor activity. NCBI's taxonomy places the organism in Eukaryota, Fungi, Basidiomycota, Agaricomycetes, Agaricales, Physalacriaceae. Gene Ontology annotation, biological process: translational elongation. The transcript is spliced from 2 exons. The coding region runs from base 159 to 1586 and encodes 475 amino acids. The record is from RefSeq and is a predicted model, not a curated record.
CACACGUUUGAGUCCGUCUGACAGUAACUUGUAUGUUCUCUUCCGUCAUGUCUGUCUAGCUUUUCUUCAGCAACACCGCGACACUCUAUGCAGUAAUCCGACAACUAUGAUCCCACGAAUACAUCGAUAAAUUUCAACAAAUCACUAGAGAAUAACACAUGUUCGGCGAAUCUGAAUCGGAGAGUCCAAGAGUACCCAGCCCUUGGGACUCCCUCAUUUCCACUCCGGCGUCAUCUUCGCCUCUAUGUGGCCCCGUUUUCAGUGCCUCUCCAGUGGUGACGACAAUUCCAAAGCUGGUACCAGAAGCUGACGAUGGAAAUGUCGAGUACAAGCUUCAGCUGUUAUCUCCCUCUCCCCCUCGCUUUGCACGCCUGGUCACGCAGCUCAAGUGGCGUCUGUUGGAAGGAGGAGGUCAGGCAUAUUAUGAAUUAGGAGUGGCUGAUUCAGGCGCCUUAGUUGGUCUGCCUCGCGCCGAUCUGGAACAGACUCUGGAAACCUUGGAAAUGAUGGCUGGGGAAAUAGGUGCCAGCGUUAUCGUGGUAAAGGAAAUCGAAGUACCAGCCGCUUUAGCGACGCUCGCCGUCCUUGAGGACAGCAAUGAUGGUGCUAGGCGGGAAAGAAUGACUGAGUUUAAGGUCGGGUCGGAGGGUACCACCACAGGCACCGAAACGGAGACAGAACUCUCUACAACAGACGCCGAGGAUGCUGGUGAAGGUGUACCUCCUGGAACCCUUUCACUUCAUCAACGCUCUUUGUUAUGCAGUACCCCAGGCUCUUCCUCCUCUUCCGUUGACGUAUUUUCAAUGGAUAUUGAGUCAGACACCGCAGAGCAAGCAGACACCGAGUCUGACUCUGAGUCUUCUCCACCCCAACACAAGUUUUCCAUCGAUGUAGAAAUUUCUUCGGUCUUCAAACCCCGUCCUUUUCGUACCCGAGUUACCAGUACUCCGGUCGCGCUUUCUUCCGCCGAAAUGAAAUGCAAUAACAGAGGCGCCAAAAAGAAAGUUAAACACCAUCUACAUGAUGUGUUCACCUCUUCUUCGGCUCCCUCGCUCAUGCCUACGGAUGAACAACGAAAGAACACCAAGGGACUCAACCGGCGGCAGGCGCGGGAUCGCAGAAGAGAAGAGAGGCGCAAGGCCUUGAUGGCAUUUGCGUCGAAUUCAAUCGAACCACCGCAAGCUGCAGAUCAACUCGUAGACGUCACGAAUGGGACGGAGGAAUCGGCAACGCAGGAGAUGGGGCUGAACGACAAAGCAGUUCCCGACUCGACCGAUGUCCUCGUCUCUGGCCUUGGGGAGCUUCACGCGUCAGUUGACCAUCAGCCAGUUUCUGCAGGACCUCCGACAGUGACAGCGGAGGAGAAUAUCCCAUCUAUCAGCCUCGUCGAGCUAGAGGAUGACGACGUGACAGGCGACGACGACGUUUUCGCACCUCCCACUCCUUCUGUGCCCUACACUUCAGUGGCAUCAGCCGGCGCUGAAGAAGGCAAAGACCAACCUCGACUCAUCGUCGAAGCUCUUGUUGUACGCAAAAUGUCAAUCGAAGAGGCCUUUUUAGACUUUGGCGGCUUCUCGUUAUCUUGAAAUUUGGAUUUAGCAUUUCUCAAGGUUCACCGAUCUUGUUCCUCUGUGGGUGGUUUGACUGAUUCGCGUGCAAUUUUGUCUUAGGGAGUUAGAUAUUCACGUUCUAUCGACUAUGUACCACCGAAUUGCUGUGUAUACUAUCGUAUGUUGUUGUAUUAUUGUAAAUUACAUAUGGUACGCAUCAUCUUGGGGAAAAUCGAGGCGAAAACACGUUAGGUGGCAACAUUCAUUAGCCAAAAUGUCACCGAACAUUCUAGGUUCUCAGAGCGACGGAAAAAUGUUCAAUUUUCAAUAUUGGCGAUCACUUGGACAUACCCAAUCUCAUGCUAUAAAGCCUGAUCU